UUUGGUUGCUGGACAGCUAUGGCCUUUGGCAUGUUGGUCCAGUGCACCUGUGCUUCGUGCAUGGGAAAGAAGUUUCUUUAGGUUCUGAUGGCUAGCCAUGUGUCCGUGGAUUCUAAUGUACGUGGCAUCUCUUCCUAGAACUCUCUCUCUAUAUAUAUAGGACGUGCAGCCAUCUGUCUUCUGUGGAACAAGGAAGUUGUCAAAAAGGCUUGGAAAACCGAAGAUAGAAGGGUGCUGAACUGAGGUUUUAGAAUGGCGAGUGCGAAGGCAAUGGGGCAAAUGGAGCAGGAUCACUUUGUUCUGAAGAGCGGGCACACCAUCCCAGCCGUUGGGCUAGGGACUUGGAGAGCCGGCUCAGAUACCGCUCACUCCGUUCAGGCAGCCAUCACCGAGGCUGGAUAUAGGCACGUGGACACAGCUGCUCAGUACGGAAUAGAGAAGGAGGUCGGCAAAGGACUUAAAGCUGCAAUGGAGGUUGGGAUCAACAGGAAAGAUUUGUUUGUAACGUCCAAACUAUGGUGCACAAACUUGGUUCCCGAGAAGGUUCGUCCAGCACUACAGAACACACUCAAGGAUUUACAGUUGGACUAUCUUGAUCUUUACCUUAUCCAUUGGCCGUUCCGACUAAAAGAUGGGGCACAUAUGCCCCCAGAAGUUGGGGAAGUGCUGGAAUUUGACAUGGAAGGAGUAUGGAGGGAAAUGGAAGACCUUGUGAAAGACGGACUUGUUAAGGACAUCGGUGUUUGCAAUUAUACAGUUACCAAACUCAACCGGCUGAUGCGGUCAGCAAAUGUUCCACCAGCAGUAUGCCAGAUGGAAAUGCAUCCUGGUUGGAAGAACGAUAAGAUUUUUGAGGCCUGCAAGAGGCAUGGGAUUCAUGUCACUGCUUACUCCCCACUGGGUUCUUCAGAAAAGAACCUAGCGCAUGAUCCGGUUGUUGAAAAGGUAGCCAACAAACUGAACAAGACCUCCGCGCAGGUGCUUAUCAAGUGGGCUCUCCAAAGGGUAACUAGCGUUAUUCCCAAAUCAACCAAAGAUGAAAGGAUCAAGGAGAAUAUUCAGGUGUUCGGAUGGGAUAUCCCUGACGAGGACUUCAAGGUCUUGUGCAGCAUCAAAGAUGAGAAGCGAGUCCUGACCGGAGAGGAGCUCUUCGUGAACAAGACUCACGGGCCAUACAAGAGCGCAUCUGAGCUUUGGGACUACGAGGACUGAGCUGCUGUCCCAUCAGAUCGCGCCACCUGACGAACCAAAUAAACGAUGCUGAUGCUGAUGUGCAACAGCGCAAAGCAGCAUGCUCCUCCCGUACUUUGUGAAACCGGCUCCGCAUGAGAUGCAAUGCAAGAGUGUAUGCAAAACCCGUCCUGUACUCUACUGUACAAUAAACUGAAUAGAAAUGGCGCUGCGGUUUGCCAUUACCUUU
Messenger RNA from Phragmites australis (common reed), 1420 nucleotides. Its product is annotated as aldose reductase. The transcript is spliced from 9 exons. Gene Ontology annotation, cellular component: cytosol. The record is from RefSeq and is a predicted model, not a curated record. Gene Ontology annotation, molecular function: aldose reductase (NADPH) activity. The coding region runs from base 253 to 1212 and encodes 319 amino acids. Lineage: Eukaryota; Viridiplantae; Streptophyta; Magnoliopsida; Poales; Poaceae.